GGGCGGGCACUGCCCUGGGCUACACCGCCUGCCUCCCCGGGCUCACCGGCAGUGAGGCUUCAUGGGGCAAACACCCCAGGGCGUUCAGGGGUGAUGGUAGGCCUCUGGGAAUGGGUGAGCAGAGCAGGUGUCAGUGCAGAGCCACGAGGACUCAGCACGACGACUCAGGCUCACCUCUGCCCGCAGCACCCCCCCACCCAGGAUGCGCAUUAGCAGGAAGCUGGGUCAGGAGCCAGAGCCGGGACUCAGCCCAGAGCCGGGACUCAGCCCAGAGCCGGGACGCAGCCCAGAGCCGGGACUCAGCCCAGAGCCGGGACGCAGCCCAGAGCCGGGACGCAGCCCAGAGCCUCGGUGGAGGCCCCAUCCCGGGAAGCCAGAACCCACUCCUUCCUGCCCUGCCAUGGGAGGACCACCAGGGCUCCGGCUCGAAUCCGCCGAGCUUCUGCUCUCCUGACCACUGCCCACGCCUUGACCUCGGCCCAGGCUCCCUCCGGCUCCAGGAGCCAAGGGUUGCUCUCAGCGCUGCCCGGAAGCCCCUCCAGCUUUCACACUCACUUGGCCCAGGGAUCGACUGCUCUGAACUCGUCAUCCCCCUCCUUGGAGCAUCUGCUCAGAGAACCCACCGCAUUCAGCAAACCGCUGAGUCACCGCAGAGGCUUGGUCGGCUGCAGGUGGAAGACGGCGGGCCCGCGCGUGCCACGGACCAUCAGUUAGUUCCCCAUGACCGCAGAGAUGGGGUCACCUGUAGGCAGCCGGCAAGCGCCCGUCUUCAGAGCAGCCCGGCCACUCCACCCUGCGCUGCUGGGCUGCGGCAGUGCUGGUUUGGCUGAGAUCCGGAGCAGCAGACACGGAAAGAGGGUGGAGCAGUCGGCUCCCCCCAACCGCAUAGCCGAACACCUGCCACAGGCUGUUCUAAGGAACAAGGGAAUUUUUGGCCCAUGGA
Messenger RNA from Oryctolagus cuniculus (rabbit), 943 nucleotides. NCBI's taxonomy places the organism in Eukaryota, Metazoa, Chordata, Mammalia, Lagomorpha, Leporidae. The record is from RefSeq and is a predicted model, not a curated record.